AAAACUAGACAAAGCCCAACUCUUCAAACUGGAACUACUGAAAGGAAGCUAAAUGAGACCAUUAAGAAAUUACCAACUAGUAAAGCAACUGGACCACAUGGCAUCUCAAAUGAGAUACUAAAACAUUUAG
This is a messenger RNA of Cetraspora pellucida, 130 nucleotides long. The record is from the annotation of a GenBank genome assembly. NCBI's taxonomy places the organism in Eukaryota, Fungi, Glomeromycota, Glomeromycetes, Diversisporales, Gigasporaceae.